AUAGUUAAAAGCUGAGAUUUUGUCAGUUCUUGUUUGUUUUAUUCACUUCGAAAUCUUUUUACUUGCAGUAAUAAAAAAAUCAAAAGUGCUGGAAUUUUAUUUAGCGCUAUGGUCAAUCCGAAAGCACGCAAACGUGAGCGUGAAACGGCGCUCUGUCGAACUUGUAUGAGCGCCACCAAUCAGGACAGACGCCACCGGAGAAAGCUGGUCCCGAUCUUUACCACACUGGGAGAUGCUUUCAUUGCAGACAUCAUCACGGAUUGCACCGCCGUUCAGUUUGAAGAAAACGAUGGCCUCCCAUCAGCAAUUUGUCACGAUUGCUUCGAAACCGUGAAGCUAUUGGAAGCCUUCAAGAAGACUACCCGGGACAGCGAUACCAAACUACGGAAACUUCAUAGAGAAGAAUUACCUCGGGAUGUUGGUACCAGCGGUUCUAGUCCAGUAGUUGAGGAGCAGGUCCUGGAAACUUCAGACAUAGAUAUAUCUUCGACUCAAUUGCUAGAAUUAAAAUGCGAACCCCUGGAGCAUACUGUCCAAGAGACCGGCGAAGAAGCCGCAUUGGAGAAUGAGGAUUUCGAGCCGGAAAACGAUACCGACAGCGACUGGAAAGUAAGUGACGAAGAGGAGAAACGGGCGGUCAAAAGGAAGAAGGUUGGACUGAAAUCGAAGCCAAAGCCUCGAAAGAGAUGCGGAAGUCCGUCGCCUGAGAAGAGAAGGAAACGGAUACAAAGAAUACCGGUACAAAGUCAGGAAGAUCUUCAGCUAAGUGAAAAGGAGCAGGAACUAUUUACGGUUAUCGAUGUUAAGCCGCAAAGUCAUAUCUGUUGCGGUUGCUUGCAGGCGUUCGAAACAGCUGACGAACUAGAAGCUCACCGGAAAUUGAAUCAUGUUUGGAAAAGGGAAAAGCAGACGAAACCAAGCCCGAAGCUCACAUGCGACGGUUGUCUGCGCAGGUUCAACUCGACUAAGAACAUUAACUACCAUAAAGACCGUGUCCGGUUGUUGAAAGUCGUGUGGGAGUGUAACAAAUGCAAACUACGCUUCAAAGUCGCUGGUAAGCGGCGGGAGCAUCUGCGCCUCCAUCCGGACGGUGAACCAGUGGCCAUGAUAGCUCGAAUCCGAGAAACCACAAAGCAGGAAUUGGGUUGGGUCUGCUGUGGCAGGAAUUGCAAACAAUCCUUCCCGACCGAAGCCGAACUAAUAUCGCACGGACAAGCUUCCCAUUGGAUCGAUAAGCAGGAAGCGGAUCUUGAGUGCGCGGAUAAGCCGGAACAGUGUCAGGUGUGCUACCAGCGAUUUUCCGACAGGAAGAAGAUCGUUCACCAUCAGCGGAGGAAGUAUAAGUUCAAAAAUUUCCAGUGCGCGCUGUGUGGCCUUAAGUUUUUCACCACCGACGAUUUGAACAUGCAUGAAGCCAGAGAGCACAGCUAUUCCACGUUCCAGUGUGAAAUUUGCAUGAAGACGUUCACGCGAAAGAACAGCAUGAUGAAUCACAUGAAGAAUAUGCACACGGAGGGGAAGCAGCAUCAGUGCACCGUUUGUGGGAUGACGUUCCGACAGAAGGCCGGACUGAAGAUUCACAUGUCCAACCAUGUGGAGGUUCCGCAGUAUAAGUGUGAGGUUUGCUCGAAAAUGUUCAAAGCGAAACUUCACCUGCGCUAUCACAUGCGAACUCACACCGGAGAAAAGCCGUACAAGUGUCGGUAUUGCGACAGUGCUUUCGCCAAUCACACCAACUAUAGGAGGCAUGAAAUGACCCAUACCGACGAUAAGCCCCACAAGUGUUCCUAUUGUGAAAGAUCGUUCAUUUUGAAGCGAACAUUGUUAGAGCAUGAAAGUUCCCAUACGGGUGAACCAAAGCCCAAGCGCAAAGCCUCCAACAAACAAGCCGAUCAGGAGACCGUACCAAUUACUGAGCAUAUAGAAAUCAUCGAGCUAGAGGAUGUCGUCGAAGAAGACGAUGUCAGCAGCGAUGAUGCCAGUUACGACCAACAACCCAUAAAAUUUGGCAACAGACCGGUAACGAUACGCGUUGCCAGACCAAUUGACCCUCAACCAGUGAAUGUGGUCCAUCUAACGUCUCCCCAACCUGUGCAAAAUGUUGUCGCAAACGCAUCCAAUGUUGGCAUACAGUCAGCAUCCAUCGUUUAUAACGUGGUUCCAACGUCGGGAAGUUACAUUUUGAAGUUCUAAAUUCAGUGUUGCGCCUCGUUAUAAUAAACCGUUGAUUGUAAGGUCUGUAUGCUACAUCAAUGAGGAAAAUAAUGAGAACAAAUGACCUUUUUUGAUGCUAAACAAAGACUGAUCAAAAUCAA
Molecule: messenger RNA, 2315 nt
Organism: Aedes aegypti (yellow fever mosquito)
Lineage: Eukaryota; Metazoa; Arthropoda; Insecta; Diptera; Culicidae
Product: zinc finger protein 431-like
Exons: 7
Coding region: 109-2193 (694 amino acids)
Biological process (GO): regulation of transcription by RNA polymerase II
Cellular component (GO): nucleus
Molecular function (GO): zinc ion binding; DNA-binding transcription factor activity; RNA polymerase II cis-regulatory region sequence-specific DNA binding
Source: RefSeq, a predicted model, not a curated record